Molecule: messenger RNA, 3502 nt
Organism: Penaeus monodon (black tiger shrimp)
Lineage: Eukaryota; Metazoa; Arthropoda; Malacostraca; Decapoda; Penaeidae
Product: FGFR1 oncogene partner 2 homolog
Source: RefSeq, a predicted model, not a curated record
GUCUGACGAAUAUCAUGAUAAUGCACGACAAGUGGAAUUACCUUGAUUGACUCGGCAUUUGCCACGAAAGAAAACUCCUUCAUAAUUACCCCCGAUCUCUAUGUAAGUGCUCAUCUGUACUUGGUCUCUAUGAACCUUAAAGAAUAUCAUGCGCAAGACUCAGACCCUUCAUUAGUGUCCAUCGCGUGCAGGCUGGCUCACAAGAGGCUCCACCUGGUGCCUCGUCCUUUGCCCCAAUGGUAGACACAGACCCCAGGGUUGACAAGAUGUCGGUCCUACAGCAGGUGCUCACGGACGCCCGCAAGUUGGCCACCCGCCUCCGAGACCAUGACUCCUCCUCCGACGCCCUGCUCUCCCAGACACAGGGCAUGUUCAAGCAGGUGGAGAGCAUGAAGGAGUAUUGUGAGGAGAUGAACGAACUGAAUGAGGCAGCUAACAACCGACCUCGAAGCGCCCUCAUACACUCGAUCCAGCAGGAGAACAGACACAUCAGACAACUGCAGCAGGAAAACAAAGAACUCCGGCUUGCCCUUGAAGAACAUCAGAACGUCAUGGAACUGAUAAUGUCGAAGUACAGGCAACAGGUAGCUAAGCUAGUGAGUGUCAACAAGAAGCAAAUGCAGCCCAAUACCCAGGACCAAGCCAAGCUGGCAGCACAGAUUGAACGGGUCAGCGAGAUGGUUGCAGUGAUGAGGAAGGCUGCCUCACUGGGCGAUGAUGAGUGCCAACAACAGCAGAGAUUAAUUUCAGCCCUGGCAACAGAAAACAAGGGUUUACGAGAGAUGCUCAGCAUAGCUAACCGGUCAGGAUCUAUCCAGCCAGCCACCACAGCUGUCGAUGCUGAGACACAAACAGACCACGAUUUGUUGAACCCCUACGCAAGCAGACUCCUCAAACUUAAAUACCACCCAAAUUGAGCAGAAAUCAGCGGAAACAGAAGGGACUUCAGCAUCGUGAUAAAGCCCCAAGGCCUCAUUAGAUCAUAGUCUUGCCUUCCUUCCUCUGUUCUCAAAGUUCAGAAGAGAAAAUAAAAAGGAAAUGGAUAAGAAGUGUUGUGGUUCUGUAUUUGGUGUAUAUUCGGGAGGGAUAACAGAGUUACUGGUGAGAAGAGUUGAGUCCGGUAAGCAGAAUAACUACUUACAUGAUGAUUAAUGGGUUAUUAAAGAACCCGGUUUGGCUGGUGGCCCCCAAAUGACAGCCAUAUUCGCUUGUGCUGAUCCAAGUUGUCGGGUGGAUUUGUGUGGCGUGUUGAUGCAAGUGAUUUAAUUUAGUGACAGUCUGACAAAAAUGCAAGGUGAGACAGAUGAUAAUUUAAAGGUAUGCAUUUUUUUCUAUUGCCUGUGAAAAGUGGCUCAUAAAGUAUGUAAAUUAAAAAGGGGAAUUGAUUUUGGGUUUUGUAAGAAAAAAUGAAAAUAAAGGAUAGUUCUUACAAGGAUAGAUCCCCAGACAAAAGUUAAUUACAAAACUGGUUAUUAUUAUUGAGUGUAUUAUAGCAAAAGGCUAUGCAUUACAACAUUAAAUAGGAAAAUGAAAAAGAUUAUUGUAGUGGGAUCAAACAGAUUUUCUUACAUGAUUAAUAGUUACCUGUGAGAUAAUUCACCAUCAAGAUUUGCAGCUUCCUGUCUAUUAAGAUCAUCUGAUACUAGAUGUGAUUUAUGAGGGUCAGCAACCUCAUUUUAGUCUUAUGGCUAUCUUUUGUAUCCCAUAUCAGUGUCCUCACAAGUCUGAUCUUACAAAACACCUUUCAGUAGUAGAUAUUUAUCAACCAUACUUUUAGGAUUUUCAGUGUUAUUUAAGUGUAGAUGAGAACGAAUGUAUGGUAUAUGAAGCCAAAUGAUAUAUUUAUUAUUGAUAGGCUUUUAAUGUUUUAGGUCAUUAUACUUUUGACACUUUAAUAGUGAGAUCAGGGAAUCUAUGCAUAGGAUGCUUUAUUAUCUUCAGCAACAGAAACCUGAAAAUUUCUUACUCUAGGGUAAACUGAGACAAUACUCUAUUAAAGAAAAAGAAGAGUGAGAAAUGAAAUAUAAAUGACAAAAUUUACAGAGUACUGUCUAGUAAAAAUUAGCAAGAGAUGUUCAAUAUUCUACAGUUUCUGAGUCAAGUUCCCAAGGGCCAGAUUUGGUUGCAAAGUUCUGGAGAUAUCAUACAACUCUUAUCGUUAUUAUGCAACAUGAUAUUUUGUAUUGUCUCUUCUUUGAUGUACCGUUUGCGGCAGGUUCUUAUCAUGUUCUUUAAUUUAUUGAUGAUAUUGUAUACUAGUAGAACUGGUCAGUUUAUCAGCUAGGUUAUGUUCAUGGAUAAUAUAGUUGGCUAGUUUAUCCCCUAACAGGAAAGGGCAAAUUGCUGGAAUAAACUCGUGAUCACUGAUUUUAACAAUCUAUUACAGGAUGUUAAAGGAAUUUUAAAGAUUUAUUUUAACACCGUAGGUAGGUUUCCCAUUUUUUUGUUAAUAUGCAGUAUUAACUUUUGUGAAUGUAGCUGACGGUAAUUUUUUAUCAUCAUUAUUACAAUUGUCAUUUGUGAUCAUUAUUUUCUUAUUUUGAUUUAUUUUUGUUCUCCUUGUAAACUUGAGUUCAUGUUGGAGUAUAGGUGCUGCAUUGGUGUUGCAGUUCUCCUUAACCCAUUCAUAAAGAAAAAGGAAAAUUGCCAACAGCAUUAGCAGUCUUGAGCAGCCCAGAAUAAGUCCUGCUGAGAAGAGAGGAAGGAGACUCAGCAGAGAGUAACCCCCUUUUUAACAGCGGCAAUUAAUCCCUUAAUACGUGUUCCUAAUUGUCUCAUAGUCCCUAUAAGCUUCUUUCUCAUGUAGCUGUGAAGGGUGUCUCUCAGGAGUCUCAGUGGUUACUUACACAGAAAAAAAAAGAGAGAUGAAAAAAGGAGUGUAAGAGAGAAGGAAAUAGAAAUUAACCAGUUGACUUUCCACUUGUGAUUCAUUAUGCUUUUGACAAGUGAAGAGAUUGGAAAUAAAAAGAUGAAUGGAAGGACCAAGGUGGAAAGUGUCAUCUAUAGCCUGGAAUUCUGAGCCCUGCCAACAUCAUGACACAAUGAGGGUGAAGGGGCAUGACGGAAGGUCAAAAGAUUCAACUUUUACAGAAUAUAUGGUUGUUUCCAAACACCCAAGAUUUGGUUGCCAAUUCCCAGAAGUGAAAUACAGCUCACCCAUGCAGCAUCAACCUCCUCCGCAUAUGGUGAUGAAAAUACUCAUUCCAUAGCAUACAUGUCAGUAUCACGCAAAAAGACUUUCUGCCGUGGUCCCAGUGUGAGUCUUUGUACAGUUUUUAAUAAUUUUGGUCAAUGCAGUUGUUUUUUUAUAUUGUACUGUAAAGAGUUUUUUUUUUUGUGUGUGUCACACUAAUGCCAGAUGUAAUGUAUAUUUUAUUGUAUUAUUUUUUUUUUCUAAGAAUGUUUUUCUUCAUCUUUUUGUCUUUGAUUUUCAUGUUCUUCUUUUUCCUUUUUUAUUUUGCCAGAAAUCCAAAACUAAGUAAUAUCAAACCAUUUUACAAUA